AGUUGCAGGAUGUUUAAGCACUGAUAUUAUUGGCAUAAGUUUGCGUGGUCACGUUGUGCCAUGUGACAGUCCAUCACUGUAGGUUCUAGCUCCUACAGUAGACCUCAUAAGCAGUGCUGUAAGUUGAACGUCGAGUCAAAGAGGAUUGAUAAUUAACAGUGAAGCUACGGUGUUACAGGAAAUGAUGAUUGCUGCAAGAUGCACAAGGCUGGGGAUUCCAAUUGUCAAAAAUUUAACACGAGUUUCUUCCACAAGUAUGUUCAAGUCCACUGAUUUGAAUCAACAUUAUAUACAUUCUUCUGUCACCUGCUUCCCAAAGUGUGAGCUAACAUCAAAGAGGUAUCAGAUAGAGAGAGGUCAGUUCAGCACAAUAAGUGAAGAGGAUGUUAACUUCUUCACUAAUCUACUUGGUCACCAUCGGGUCAUCAAUGACGAGACAGAACUUGAAGGCUACAAUAUUGACUGGUUAGGAAUGGUUCGAGGAGCAUCAUCAGUGCUACUUAAGCCUAAGACAACUGAGGAAGUCUCCACUAUUUUGGCUUAUUGCAACAAGCGUAAAUUAGCAGUCUGUCCUCAAGGUGGCAACACAGGAUUGGUUGGAGGAAGUGUUCCAGUGUUUGAUGAGAUCAUUAUCUCAACUGCCCUCAUGAAUAAAGUUGAAAAUGUAGACACUUGGUUAGGAGUUGUAACCUGUCAGAGUGGUUGUGUCUUAGAGGCUCUUGAUGAACAUGUCUCUGAGUAUGGGUUAAUGAUUCCAUUGGAUCUUGGGGCAAAAGGCAGCUGUCACAUUGGUGGAAAUGUUUCUACUAAUGCAGGUGGACUGCGUCUUCUCCGUUAUGGAAGUCUCCAUGGAUCUGUCUUAGGUGUUGAGGCAGUUUUGGCAUCAGGUGAAAUAGUGGAUUGUUUAUCAGCAAUGAAAAAAGACAAUACAGGCUAUGACCUUAAGCAGCUCUUCAUUGGCUCUGAAGGAACACUAGGAUUAGUAACCAAGAUUGCCAUCAAUUGCCCCCCAAGACCGCAGUCGGUAAAUCUAGCAUUCUUGGGUCUUGAAACCUUCGAUGAUGUUCUUAAAACUUACAAAGAUGCAAAGAAGAAACUAGGGGAGAUUUUAAGUUCAUGUGAAUUCAUUGACCAGAGUUCCAUUGAAUGUGUGGAGAAGAACUUGAAGCUGAAAGCACCAAUAGGUGCACAUCCAUUUUAUAUGUUAAUUGAGACAUCAGGAUCCAAUGGGAUUCAUGAUGAAGAGAAGUUGAAUGUCUUCCUUGAAGAGGCAUUAGGAGCUGGUUUGGUUACAGAUGGCACAGUUGCUACAGAGCCAUCACGAAUGCACCACAUAUGGAGCAUUAGAGAAAGAAUCGCAGAGGCACUUAUUAAUGAUGGCUGCACUUACAAGUUGGUUUUUAUAUAUGAUAUAUCCCUGCCACUACCACACUUCUACAAGAUGGUCGAGGACAUGAGAGAACACCUAGGUUCUAACAUCUUACGUUGUUGUGGAUAUGGCCACAUAGGCGAUGGAAACCUUCAUUUAAAUAUCACCAGCAAGGAGUUUGAGAAGGAUCUCUUGAAUCUCAUUGAGCCUACAAUAUUUGAGUGGACUGCUAAAGUUAAUGGCAGCAUCAGUGCAGAACAUGGAGUGGGAUUCAAGAAGCGCAACUACAUACACUAUUCAAAAUCAUCUGGUGCUAUAGCUUUAAUGAAGCAGCUCAAAGCACUCAUGGAUCCCAAUGGAAUCCUUAAUCCCUAUAAAGUUCUUCCUGAUAAUUAAGGUUCUUGAAUUUUUAAUACUUUGUAGCAUAGGCCAAAUUUUACAGCUUCUAGGGAAAAAUCUGUGAUAAACAUCGUAUUUUCUAAAUUUAAUUGCAAAAUCUUGGGAAUUUCAUAUAGUUUUAGGAAAUUUGAAGAAAAAAGUUAUAGAGUUGGAGAAAAGUUUAGGAAUUUCAAGAUUAAAUCAGUACUGUGGACUGCAUCUUUUACAUCUUGAAGUGUUCUCAGCAUGACUGGGUUCUGAGUUUAUAGGAGAUAUGGCAGUCAUUACUGAGCUGUACCUUCAAGGUUGACCUUUCCACUUUAACUACAUGUUGAUUUUACAGUCUGUUUGCGUAUAGAAGUUUAUCGAAAUGUACAUCUCAAAAGAAUUCGUGGAAAUGGAAUUUCUAAUUUCCAGAACUAAAUAUCCUCAUUGGCAUCCCAAAGAUCUAGAAAAGUUAAGAAUUUAUUUUAGAAUAGACUACAGUCAGUCCUCGACUUACGACGGGGUUAGGGACCGACGACCAGGUCGUAAGUUGAAUUGUCUUUGUUUUUACCCCAUCAUUUGAACCGCCUGGGUGCUCAGGCGGUCUUUCACCACCACUAUCAUCAUCCCCUCCAAUACCCCUAGUUACUUUUGAGGCCAUUAAUCUGCACGAGAACACCGUGCCAAACGACAGUGAAUAAAAAAAAAGUACACAAAGGCCAAAGUCACUCAAACAAACAGCGGAAAUGUGGAUUGACUCGGUCAUUAUGGCUGCCUGAACAGCUGACUGGCUCUUUGAACUCGGUAAAUACUCGGCAAUAAUACUCGCCAGUAGUAUUAAGCGAGAUUUAUCUUGCAAUUAAUAUUCUACAAUUAUUAGUUGUGAAUCCAUUUAAAUUUAAACUCUUGCCAAAGGUGAGGGUUUGGUCGCCAAAAUGGAGGGCAAGGUACUUUGAAUUUUGACCGCCAACUUAGAAUUCGCCAAACUGGAGGGUUUACUAUAUAGAAUUUAUGUUCAUUUUUUAAUUUCCACAUAUAGUAUUUCAUGAAAGUAUGUUAAAUGAGGAGAAUUUGUACAAUCAGGCAGCUGGCUGAGUAUAUUUAAUAAUAAUAAUAAUAAUAAUAAUAAUAAUAAUAAUAAACGGUUUAUUAAUAGAGUUGCAGCCGGUGGCUGAAAAUAUACAAACUUAUAUUUGAUUUAGACAU
Homarus americanus (American lobster) is the source of this 2938-nucleotide messenger RNA. RefSeq names its product D-2-hydroxyglutarate dehydrogenase, mitochondrial-like (gene D2hgdh). Lineage: Eukaryota; Metazoa; Arthropoda; Malacostraca; Decapoda; Nephropidae. Gene Ontology annotation, cellular component: mitochondrion. The record is from RefSeq and is a predicted model, not a curated record. Gene Ontology annotation, molecular function: FAD binding; catalytic activity. The transcript has 9 exons. Bases 182 to 1765 code for a protein of 527 amino acids.